AUGGCGAAGAAAAGUAAGUCGAGUUCUAAGUCAUCCUCAUCACCGACUCCAAAUGCUGGAGGUAAAAAGAAAGGUAAAGCUAAGGGUAAAGAGGAAGAACGUCAAGAAAUAGAUGAAAAACAGAGUAGAAAACUGAAACAGCAAGAAAACCGUACGAAAGUAACGUCAACUUCCAGUUGGACAGGGAAACUUCCGCAUACAUUACUUCAUGAAACAUGUCAAAAGAGAAAAUGGAAUAAAGUUGAAUACGAUAUGAAAAAGAUUGGUGAUAAAGGAAUGCUUGCAAUUGCUGUAAUAUCCUAUACUGAUCCUAAAACUAAAGAAAUCUUGACUAUAAGGAUGAAUGAUCCAACGUACGAUAAAAUUGCUGGUAAAGGUCUGCUAAUCCCGCAAGAAACGUCUCUUGAAGCAAGACAUUAUGCAGCAACUGUCGCACUUUGUCGUAUUGCUUAUAAUACAAAUAUGCAUACAAUGUUACCACCAAAUCAUAGAAAUUUAUGGCUAGACUUGACCGCUUUUCAUAAGAAAUUGCUAAAAGAAAACGAAUAUAAAGCUGGGAAAAUUUUUGAUUCAGAUCCAUUUAAAACUUUGCUGGAGGAUAGAAAACAGAAGGAUCAAAAGGAUAAAGAAUUAAGGGCAAAAAACAACCAAAAAGAACGGGAACAUGUAGCUACUAUUAAUAUUGCUAUGGAUGACGCAGAAAAUUUCAAACAAUCAACUUCUAAAAGUACUAAAAAAACUAUCUCAGAGGUUAAUUCCAGAAAGAUACAAAAUAAUAAUUUACCAGUUUCGUUGGUUCAUUUCCCUAAAAAGGCUUGGGAGAAAGCACCAUUGGUUGAUUUUGAUGAAAAAUCGAGAAAUAUAUUGGAAUCCGCAUUAAAAUUAUACACAAAUUGGUCUGAGAAGAAGAUAAAACUAAAUUCUUCAAGUAAUAGUGAUCGUGUUGAUUUAAAAAAACGUUUACUUGAUCUUCAAUUUAGAGCAGUUCAUGUUGAUGAAGCUUUGAAAUAUAAUGACCCGUUAUCUUUUUUGCUUUUCAAUCUACCUGAAGAUGACUUGCCACCUUUCUUUCAAAAGAGACAAAGUGAUUCAAAGAAUAUUAUUGAGAUAUCUUCACUUCCUUUGAAUGUAAGAAAUAUGAUUGACAGGCUGAUGGAAAGUGGAGUCUCGAAAGAUAAAGUUUAUUUUGCUUUGGAGCAAACAAACCAUGAUGAAGCAUUGGCUGCAAGUUAUUUGACUGAACAUAUUUUAUCCUCUCUAGAUAAAGUGGAAUCGUAUUCUAUAUCUGAAGACGAAUCCCUUGAAUUAUGGAAUCAAGAGUUGGAAGGUUUGCAAAGUGUUUAUGAAGAACGGAUUGAAAUUAUCGAGCCAAAUAAAAUAUACUCUGUUGUUUUAAAUGAAAGGUUGCAUUUAAAAUUGAGAGUAUAUAAGAGUCAGCAGUAUCCUUAUACUAUACCAGGGAUUAUCGUUUCCACGUUUGACAAGAAAUAUAAAUUGCCAAAUUAUAUAAAACAGCAAAUUUUAAAGAAACUUCUUCAAUAUAUUAAUGAUAUGAGUUUGUUGGGAAAUCCUCUGAUAUAUGAUAUCUUUGAAUGGCUGCAGGAUAAUGUUGAAAAAAUCAUCAAAAAUCCUGGGCCUUUAUUACCAGAUGAAUCUGUUCACCACUCCAGCAAUAUUCAACUUAAUAAAAAUACAGUUAAGGAUCACAAUAAAUCUAAUAAAAAUAAAUAUGGGAAACGCACUAUUUCAUCUAUAGAGCUAAAGGCCUUGUCUGAUGAAUAUUCUAAAAGAAUUAAGACCUUAGAUUACAAGAUCAUGCAAGACGUAAGAGCAAAUUUGCCGGCCUGGAAAAAAAAAUCUCUUAUUGUGGAUUUAAUUAUGAGUCACCAGGUUGUGUUAAUUACAGGUGAAACUGGGUCAGGUAAAUCUACACAAGUUGUCCAAUUUUUAUUAGAUUCCUUACAGACGAAUGGUGAUUUCGGAAACACUAAUAUUAUCUGUACUCAACCUAGAAGAAUAUCUGCAAUUGGUUUGGCUGAGCGUGUAUCUGAAGAACGUUGUGUAGAGUGUGGUGAUGAAGUUGGUUAUAUUAUUAGGGGGGUCAAUAAAACCAAGCCAUCUACAAGGAUUAAAUUCAUGACAACAGGUGUUCUUGUCCGUAUUUUGCAAAAUGAUACCACUUUCUUGAAUAACACAAUUAUUGUCAUUGAUGAAGUCCAUGAAAGAUCCAUAGAUACGGAUUUAAUUGUUAUACUACUAAAAAAUUUGUUGAGUAAAAUUAAAAAUUUAAAAAUUGUCUUAAUGAGUGCAACUGUUAAUGUUGAUAUUUUUAAAAAUUACUUCCCAAAGCUUGGUACUUGUCAUAUUGAAGGUCGAACAUUCCCUAUUAAAGAUUAUUAUUUAGAGGAUGUUUUGGAGAUGGUUAAUUUCAAAAUUAAAAAACCUAAGGGUAAAUAUGUUGAUUCUGAUAAUGAAGAUGACGAUAAUUUAUUAACACCUGGGGCAGAUUCUAAAUUUUUCAGAUCUGGUCAAAUCAAUUACGAUUUGAUUAUUGAGACUGUGGACUUUGUGCAUCAAGAAUUGGAUAAAAAUGAUGAUGAUGGAUCUAUUAUUGUCUUCUUACCGGGUGUAGCAGAAAUUAAUAAAUGCUGUAGAAUGCUGUCUUCUACUGUUACAGGCUUAGAAGUAUUACCAUUACAUUCAGCCUUAUCACCAGAUGAUCAAAAGAGAGUAUUUAAAAAUUUUAAGUCUAGGAGAAAAGUUGUCGUUUCUACUAAUAUUGCAGAAACAUCUAUUACUAUUGAUGAUUGUGUGUGUACUAUUGAUACAGGUAAGGCUAAGACCAUGUUUUAUAAUCCCAAGGACAAUACUACUAGAUUAACUGAAUCUUUCAUUUCUCAAGCAGAAUCGAAACAAAGAAGAGGUCGUGCGGGUAGAGUUCGUGAAGGUAUGUCAUUUAAGUUAUUUUCUAGAAGGCUCUAUGAAGAAGAUAUGGUUGCUAUGCCAGCUCCUGAAAUAAAAAGGGUGAGUUUAGAAUCACUUUAUUUAUCAGUGAAAUCAAUGGGUAUUAAAAAUGUCAAGGAAUUUUUAAGAACCGGUUUAGAAUCGCCACCAUUAGAUGCUCUCAAUAGAGCAGAAAAGAUGCUACAAACUAUUGGUUUGGUGAAUGAAUAUGACUCUACAUUAACAGAACUAGGUAAAUAUGUUAGUUUAAUGCCUGUCAUGGACAGUAAGCAUGGUAAAUUAUUGGUUUAUAGCAUUAUUUUUGGGUGUGCUGACAUAGGUAUUUUACUUGUUUCUCUAUUAGGUAUUGGUGCUAUGCCAUUUGUUGGGGGUAGUGAUAAUCGUGAUAACAUAAGACAAAUAAUGUCAAAAUAUAAUAAAAAAGGGGAUCUAUUAGCUAUGGUGGAAAUAGUUUCGAAGUAUUUAAACAUAGAAAAUCCAAGUGAAAAAAGGUCAUAUAUGAAUGAAAAUUAUUUAUCAUUUAAUAAAAUGAGAGAACUCAAAUCUUUAACUACACAAUAUUAUUCUAUUUUAAAAGAUGUUGGUUUUCUGCCAAUGAAUUAUAAACCCCAUUAUUCUGAAUAUUUGAAUAGGAAUUCGAAAAAUUUAGAUAUCAUAUCGGCUAUAUUAAUUGGUGCCUCGUAUCCAAAUGUUGCUAGUGUUGAACUACCAGAUCCAAAAUUCUUAGCUACAGCCCAAGGUGCUAUUGAAAAGGAUCCAGAAGCUACAUCUAUCAAAUAUUGGAUCAGGAAUGAACAAUAUAUUGACAAAUUAGAUGAAUUAGAAGAAGAGGAAAAUAAUUCUACUACAAAUCAAAAAUCCAUUUUUGAUUUACGUAACUCAAUGCCUUUGCCAAAGACAAGAGCGUUUAUACACCCUUCAUCGAUUACAUUUUCAAGUAAGAAUAUAGCUCCUGAAGAAGUGCAAUUGUUGUUAGAUAAUCAGCAACCUAUUUUGAAAAAAUCAACUGAUAUGGUUGCGUUAAAGUAUCCAUUCAUGAUUUACAAUUCUGCUCAUACUACAAGUAAAUUAUUUUUAAGUAAUAUUACACCCGUGAAUACACUCUCAGUAUUACUAUUUGGUGGUCCAUUACAUUAUGAAAUAAGCGAAAAAAUUCAUUCUCCUGGUAUUAUUCUGGAUAACUGGUUACCAAUUAGAACGUGGUGCAAGAAUGGUUUAUUAAUCAAAGAAUUACGUAAUUUAUUAGAUGAAUCGAUCAAUUCUAAAUUGGAAAACCCAGAUUAUUCUAAUAUGAAAGAUAAUUCUAAGAAUGAUAAGGCAGAAUUCGUCUUAGAUCUUGUUGAAAAAAUUAUUCUUAUGGAAUAA
Henningerozyma blattae CBS 6284 is the source of this 4329-nucleotide messenger RNA. Its product is annotated as RNA helicase. The transcript has a single exon. Bases 1 to 4329 code for a protein of 1442 amino acids. Gene Ontology annotation, molecular function: RNA binding; ATP binding; protein binding. The record is from RefSeq and is a predicted model, not a curated record. Lineage: Eukaryota; Fungi; Ascomycota; Saccharomycetes; Saccharomycetales; Saccharomycetaceae. Gene Ontology annotation, cellular component: intracellular anatomical structure.